AUGGCAGAGUCUACAAAAAAGAGAACUCUGGACGCGUUUUUCAAACCUCCUCCCAAGAAGGCACGUGUAUCUGACACUAAUAACCUCGACAUUGGUGGUAAUUCAACAAUAGACAAGGAUGAAAAAGUCGAGUCCUCUCAUCAUCCAACAUAUCCUCAUCCUAUACAAUGUUUCCUAAAGUCUAUCGAAACAGAACUGAAGUCUCUCCCUUCGACAAUCGGUCGAGUCAUCAAUGAUCAAGCGGAUCUUGACCUGCUUUAUUUCGAACCAUAUAUUCCAAAAUAUCUAGAACGCGAGGUCUUCCAAUUCCUCCGAAAAGAAUUGUUCUUCUAUAGAGUCGAGUACAAAAUCAAACGUGGUGGUAUUGAGACUGAUAUUCGAACACCGAGAUACACCACGGUCUUUGGCAUUGAUGACACCUCCCAAUUUAAUGAAACUGGAGAAGUAGUCGAUGCCAGCACAAAGAGGAAAGUAGAAAAGGACAAGAACUACUCCAAGUAUCCACCUCGGCCAAUACCAAAAUGUCUCGACGACCUGCGGAUAUCUACAGAAGCGGCCACAGGAUGCAAAUUCAAUUUUUGUUUGGUUAAUUACUAUGCCUCCGGGUCGGACAGCAUCUCGUACCACAGUGACGAUGAGAGAUUUCUUGGAAGCCUACCUGCCAUCGCCUCAUUCUCGCUCGGUGCAAAGAGAGACUUUCUCAUGAAGCACAAACCAGUUGCACCAAAUGACAACGUACCACCACCAGAGACAAAACCAAUCAAGCUACCUCUUGCAAGCGGAGACAUGAUUUUGAUGAGAGGACGAACUCAAGCCAAUUGGCUUCAUUCAAUCCCUAAACGAACAGGCAAGAACGCGGAAGACGGAGGAAGAAUCAACAUUACCUUUAGGCGCGCAAUGAUCAAGGGCGGAACAGAGAAUUACUACAAUUACAACGUAGGCUCUGGGCCGGUUUAUAAAUGGGACGAAACUCGUCGCGAGAUGAGGUUGUGGAAAUCAUGA
Lachnellula hyalina is the source of this 1002-nucleotide messenger RNA. It is a transcript of the gene Alkbh3, whose product is annotated as Alpha-ketoglutarate-dependent dioxygenase alkB-like protein. The transcript has 3 exons. The record is from RefSeq and is a predicted model, not a curated record. Lineage: Eukaryota; Fungi; Ascomycota; Leotiomycetes; Helotiales; Lachnaceae. The coding region runs from base 1 to 1002 and encodes 333 amino acids. Gene Ontology annotation, biological process: DNA repair.